Messenger RNA from Dermacentor albipictus, 2251 nucleotides. The record is from RefSeq and is a predicted model, not a curated record. NCBI's taxonomy places the organism in Eukaryota, Metazoa, Arthropoda, Arachnida, Ixodida, Ixodidae.
AUGGCUGUCGCAAGAAUUAGGUGUUGGUCCUUGCUGCUGGGAGCAUACCUGUACAAGAUAGAGUACAAACGUGGCUCGGACAACCUGAAUGCAGACGCACUCGGUCGGCUUCCUCUAGAAACCACCGAGGAUACAUCAGAGGAGCUACACGAGUACGUGCACUCGCUGCAGCAGCUGGAUGACACGCCGCUUUCGUCGCAAGCAACGAGACAGUUGACCGAGAGAGAUAAAGUACUUGGAAUUGUGAAGUUCUACGUGCUGCAUGUCAUGUACCGGCACAACCUUCGCAAGAUCAACCAGCUGGUGCACCGACGCUACCAGAAGAGGCUCAACCAGCUGUGCUUCGUUCAAAAAGUAAGAAGAUCCUGCAAACUGAAGAAGGCCCUGGAGCUGAAGCAGUUGCCCUGCAGGACGCGCCCCGGCGUGGCCGAAGAAGACGAGGAGCCUGGCUGUCGCGCGGGGCCGAAUGCGCGCCGGGCUCGGGACUACGCUCAGCUGCGCGUCGUCGUCCAGCCACCAGGGAGGAACAGGCGAAUGGCCUCUGACGACGCCCCCGGCCCCAACGGGCCACACGCCGUGCAGAACGUCGACGACAAGCGCGGUUCUGCCGAGUCGAUAGAGCCUCCGGAACGGCGGGCGCGGCUGGUGGUGACUCUGGUCUGCUCGCUGAUCCUGGUCGUCGUCUUCACGAUGAUCAUCUACCGCAUGAUCAACGAGAAAGCGAACCAGAAGCCCCUGAGAAACUCCGUUACAGCGUUCGAGACUCCGCAGAGGUCGGCGAGGACACCCCAUCUGCCACGUGUGGAGCCACCAGUGCCGCCACAUACGCCGCCGCCACCUCCCAACACGGAUGUUGAAAAGGCACCAUCAGCAGCGCUGAACAAGAGCGAAGAGAUGCCGGUGGGUUCAACGUCCGAAACUCCGCCAGGAGAGUCCACAGAGCCAGCGCCCCAGGGCCGAUCCUUCCGGAGACACAGAAGUUCUGCAAGAGAACUGGUGUGUAUUGUCACCGAGAUGACGACACAACAGGACCAGUACCCGACCGGAUACUGCACACACCUUGUCUACUCAGAUGUGGUCUACGAUCCCAAGCACCGAAAGUUCCUAGCCACUAAAAACGACAAGAGCUUCGAGCUGUUCAAGCGCAACCAGCGGGUGACCAACAUGAGCCACCUGGUGGCCCUAAACCCGCACCAGACACUCAACGUCUACCUGAAUGGGCUCACGGACAUCGAGGUGCAGUGGUACUUUGUGCAGAUGAUCGAGUCGCUUAUGAACGACUACCAGCUGGACGGGGUGGCCUUCAUCGGCAUCGAGCUGUCUCUGGACAACGUCCAGCAGUUCUCCAGGGUCAUCGACAGGAUGAAGGAAGCACUGAAAAAGAAACCAACAAGACAGUUCUUCCAGCUUGUCUUCGGUGGCUUCGUCACAGACUUGGACAAUGACCCGACCGAAAUCGCCAAUAGAAUACGAGUGAUUGCUGAAGAGGUUGACAUUUUUAUCAUCGAGACGCACUACCAGAGGCCACUACCACUCUGCAAGACAGUCUUCCCAACGGCUUUCAACAACUACGGCUCCUUCACUCCGAAUGUUCCAAUCAACACAGGUCUCAACUGGCUGAAAGCAUUGGUUCUACCUCGCACACCCAAGGGCAGGAAGAGCAUCUGUAUGUCGCUAAGCAUGGUGGCGCUGCUGUUCAAAGUAUCCGGCACAGUCGAUCACCUCCAACCGGGGAAUGCUUGCUUCGAGGAAAUCUGGAUGAACUACGCCGAGACUUGCAUCGGUCACGGGUGGAGUAAUGUAAAGACGCAUUCAUCAGCGAUGUCGUCCUUCCGGCACAAGAUUAAAUUCUGGCAGUCCUUUGACACGGAUAUCACAGUGACCAGAAAGGUGGACCUAAUCUUGGACCAGGCGAACAAGACGUGUUUCGCUGCGUACUACGUGGACUACGAGGACUACUAUGGCAUGUGCCAGGGCAAAGUGGCAUUUCCGCGGCUGAAGGCCAUCCGAGACCUGCUUAACAAGAGAACGAAUGUCGACGAAGACAUCGACCUUUUCGGACACGACUUCUGAGGACCACAUUACAGCGACGCUCCUCGGUCACGCUCACCGAUGUGCACUUUUCCCACUCCAUCUUUCUUUUCUUUUCAUUCCCGGCGCUGCCAAGAAAUAAGCAACCAUUGAGAUAUCCCUGUGGUAGUGUUCUAAAGUACAGCGGUUGACUAAUAGGAAGUAAAGAAGCGACCGGAAA